UGUGUUGUAGACAUUGCGACCCCUGGUUCCUAUCACCACCACUGUGAAGUGAAUAUGAGUCACUAUGUUUCUCUACAAUUUCACACCAAACCCCUCUGAAGGACUACAUCUCAAUGAUGACAUCUCAGUUAUGCAGUAAGUGGAAUUCCCCUUUACCAUUUUCAAGUCCAUGUGCCACAUCUCACCAGUAGGUGGCGGUGGAGACUUCACAACGAGAGAAGCGUGUCAAAAAGAGUCCUACAAAAAGCAGCCUGAGUGGAGUGCUGUGUGGUUUUGGUCAGUUAUGUAAUGCAUUAGAGACCUAUUUCUAGUAAGGCAGAUAACAAACAGAGUACUUUCUCUUCAUAUAAAGUGUUAGCGAGAGGAUUUUAUACCUUGCUUUUUUUCUUUCUGUAGAAAGUCCUACGAACUGUGAUAUUUUGUAUCGCGAGAAGCAAAAGACGACAAUAAAAGCUCUGCUAUUUAAUCGCAACCCUCUGCAGUGGUGUUUGUUCAAGGCUACUGGUUUUAAAACCUGGAGGUUACGCAGGCAGAUGUACUUGUGUCUCAGUAGCUGAGCCUCAUAUGGACAAUAAACACGGAUCCACUUGCUUGAAACGUGUGCGUGUCUGCGGGUGGAGUAAAUACUCUUCCCAAACACUCAGAGUGGGCUUCUAAGAGUGGGUCAGGAAAGUCAGGUUAGCUUCUGACAGGCUGGGCUGUGCUGAAUAAAUUGACUCUGGUCAGGCAGCGUCCAAGUAUAUGAGUCUGAUGCUGAGGCAGGACGUGCCUCAUUCAGACCGCGUGUACCUGAGAGAACCGCUGCCGCUAACGAGGCACACCUGAACUGGUGGAAAUGUGAGUUUGGCUCUCCGCUUUAUAUCGAGGAGCGCUCAGACCAGGAGGGUCCAGCCACACCAGCAAGGCUGCGUGAAACUUCCAGAGGAGGCUGAGCAGCAUUGGCGCACACGCGCGCUCGCACACGCACACGCACUCUCUCCCUCUGGACUUCAGCAGCUCUCCUGCGCUUCUCCAGCAGUGGGUACACUCGCUCGUCAUGAUGGAUCUAAGGCUGUGGGGAUGCGCGCUCCUUUUCCCCCUCCAGAUUUUGCUGUGCGUCCUGAAGGCAGCCGUGCGCUUUUUGCUGCCCCCGAGGCGCAAAGACCUGGGGACUGAUGUGGUGCUGAUCACCGGAGGUGGCAGAGGAAUUGGCCGUCACCUGGCCAAAGAGUUUGCCAAGCAAGGAGCCAGAAAGGUGAUCCUCUGGGGCCGCACGGAGAAGUGUCUGAGAGAGACAUGUGAGGAGAUAACCAUGACAGGGACAGAAUGCCACUACUUUGUGUGUGAUGUGGGGAACAGAGAGGAGGUGUACCAGCAGGCCAAGGUGGUGAGGGAAAAGGUUGGCGAUGUUACCAUUCUGGUGAAUAAUGCAGCAGUGGUUCAUGGGAAAAGCCUGAUGAACAGCGAUGAUGAUGCACUUCUGAAAACACAGCACAUCAAUGCACUCGGCCAGUUCUGGACCACGAAAGCUUUCCUUCCUCGGAUGCUGGAGCUGUGCCAUGGCCACGUGGUGUGCAUCAACUCCAUCCUCUCGCUUUCUUCCAUCCCUGGAGCUAUCGACUACUGCACGUCCAAAGCCUCGGCCUACGCCUUUAUGGAGAGUCUUACUCUGGGCCUGCUGGACUGCCCAGGAGUGGACUGCACCACAAUAUUGCCCUUCCACACGGACACAGAAAUGUUCCAGGGCAUGCGUGUCAGGUUCCCUCAGCUCUUUCCUCCUCUGAAUCCUGAGAUGGUGGCUCAGAGAACUGUAGAUGCAGUCAGGACCAACACUGCCUUUGUUGUUCUACCGUGGACGAUGCACUUUCUCGUUGCCCUAAAGAGCCUUCUGCCACAAUGUGCUCUGGAGGAAAUUCACAAGUUUGCAGGAAGCUACACCUGCAUGAACACAUUCAAGGGACGGACAUAAAGAGCUGACCGCAGGGAAGGAUGGAAUGUGAAAAAUUUUGUUCAACAAACUUAUCAAGCAAUGCAAGCACUCGGUCCCUGGAACGACAAAACAAGCUGUAGCAAAAGAAUUCAGGAUCACAGGGAUACGGUGUAUCACAGUGGCUUGUUUAUCCAGCAUAUUUUUGUCAAUGGGUGUAGCAUGGACUGAUCAUUUGUAGUUGCUUGUGCUGGUAAUAUUGAUGUGUUAGUCUGAAUGGCUCGCAGGUUUGCUGGUUAGAGCGCUCCUCGGACUUGGUGAGAAUACUGGAGUAGACUCUUUAACCAAUAGAGAAACCGGUCAGGGGAACAUAUCUAUAAGGUUUUCAAUAAGGAUGUUAAACCCUCAUACAGAUACUGUGGAUGUAGCGCACAUUCUGUAGACUCUUACUAAUUUUAAAUGCUUUUUUUGUAAUUUAAGACAAUGCAAGUUCUUUCUCCAACUCAUUUUCAGUAAAUCCAAUGUAUCCACCUCAAUAUUCAUGUCAACACUGAAUAAACAGUAUUUGAUAUUAAAA
Colossoma macropomum (tambaqui) is the source of this 2483-nucleotide messenger RNA. RefSeq names its product dehydrogenase/reductase (SDR family) member 3a (gene dhrs3a). Bases 1037 to 1948 code for a protein of 303 amino acids. Gene Ontology annotation, molecular function: oxidoreductase activity, acting on the CH-OH group of donors, NAD or NADP as acceptor. Gene Ontology annotation, cellular component: lipid droplet. NCBI's taxonomy places the organism in Eukaryota, Metazoa, Chordata, Actinopteri, Characiformes, Serrasalmidae. The record is from RefSeq and is a predicted model, not a curated record. The transcript is spliced from 6 exons.